AUGAACCUUGUGAUGGUAUUCGCUGUGUUUGGUGACUUCGAGGCUCGGCAGCUGAAGUCGCACCUUAUGCUGAACUAUGACCCCGGGCUCCGCCCCGUCACUGACGUCACACACCAGACUACGGUAGAGGUCGGCAUCGACUUCCGUCAGGUCAUCGAAAUAGUAAAUAUGCUGUUUGGCACUACGUUUCAAGAUGAGAAGAACCAGAUUAUGACAUCAGUGGUUUGGCUAAGACAGUACUGGUAUGAUGAGGCUCUAGUGUGGAACUCCACAGACUUCUGGGAUAUCUCUUACGUCAAUAUCCCGUCCAAUGAGGUCUGGCUCCCGGAUACCGUCCUCUAUAACUCAGUAGGGAACGACCAUAACCAGCUCAUGACGAAUGUCGUCAUCAACUCGGCCGGUUACGUCACGUGGAUGGCACCUCGCGUCUUCCGUUCCUCCUGCAACAUCGACAUCUACUACUUCCCGUUCGACGACCAGAAGUGUCUGCUGGAGUUCGGGUCCUGGACGUACGGCGGGUACGACGUCAACACGACCACGGAGUCGGUCCCGCCGUCGCUGACGUACUUCGUGCAUAACGAUGAGUGGGAGCUGCUGGCGAUCGGGGACAAACAUGAGGACAUUUUCUACGUCUGCUGUCCGGAGCCGUACCCGCUGGUCACCUUCACUAUCUACAUCAGGAGGAGGUCCAUGUACUACCUGAUCUUUCUGGUCAGUCCCUGUCUGCUCUUCUCUAUCAUGACGAUCCUGGGGUUCUACCUACCGCCUGAGGCCGGGGAGAGGGUCGGUCUGGGCAUCACCGUGCUGCUGGCCUUUACCGUGUUCCUGCUGAUGGUGUCUGAGCUCAUGCCGCCCACAUCAUCAGCCGUGCCGCUUAUUGGUAAGUCCGUGUUCCUGCUGAUGGUGUCUGAGCUCAUGCCACCGACUUCAUCAGCCGUGCCUCUUAUUGUGUGUUACUACGGAGUGACCAUCAUGUUGGUGAUGUUUGCCACCUUCAUGACGAUCCUGAUCCUAAACCUGCACCACACCGACCCGUCCUGCCGCCCGCUGCCUCCCUGGGUCCGCCGGGCCUUCCUGCACGGCCUCGGCCGCGUCUUCUGCACCAGGCCACACCAGGCAAAAGCGCCACCUGGCGUGGACGUCAGCCUCUCCAACUGCACCGAGCUAGAGUUUCUGUGCGAGGAGUACGAGAACGAGAUUCGCGUCACAGACAACGGGAAGAACAAGAACGUGGAAGACGCGCACGCGCCGGACAAGAGAUACGUGGCGCUGCUGCGCGCACUGCGCAUGCUCAUGAGGGAGCUGCAUCUUUACGUGAUCAAGUGUCAGCAGAUGUCAGCAGCCAAUGAGAGUCGAGAUAACGACUGGAAGCGGGUGGCGAGAGUGUUGGACAAACUGUGCGUGGCGCUCUUCACUUUUACCACCGUGGUGACUGCUGUAGCCGUGCUGCUCAAAGUGCCGCAUAUAAACCUGUAA
Branchiostoma belcheri (Belcher's lancelet) is the source of this 1476-nucleotide messenger RNA. Its product is annotated as neuronal acetylcholine receptor subunit alpha-10-like. Bases 1 to 1476 code for a protein of 491 amino acids. Gene Ontology annotation, molecular function: acetylcholine-gated monoatomic cation-selective channel activity; transmembrane signaling receptor activity. The transcript has 11 exons. Gene Ontology annotation, cellular component: neuron projection; postsynaptic membrane; synapse. NCBI's taxonomy places the organism in Eukaryota, Metazoa, Chordata, Leptocardii, Amphioxiformes, Branchiostomatidae. Gene Ontology annotation, biological process: signal transduction; monoatomic ion transmembrane transport; chemical synaptic transmission. The record is from RefSeq and is a predicted model, not a curated record.